Messenger RNA from Gracilinanus agilis (Agile Gracile Mouse Opossum), 1718 nucleotides. RefSeq names its product DNA primase subunit 1 (gene PRIM1). Lineage: Eukaryota; Metazoa; Chordata; Mammalia; Didelphimorphia; Didelphidae. Gene Ontology annotation, biological process: DNA replication, synthesis of primer. Gene Ontology annotation, cellular component: alpha DNA polymerase:primase complex. The transcript has 14 exons. The record is from RefSeq and is a predicted model, not a curated record. Bases 1 to 1266 code for a protein of 421 amino acids.
AUGGAGGCGUUUAACCCCGCCGAGCUGCCUGAGCUGCUCAAGCUGUAUUACCGGAGGCUCUUCCCCUUCUCCCAAUACUAUCGCUGGCUCAACUAUGGCGGAGUGGUGAAGAAUUAUUUUCAGCACCGGGAGUUUUCAUUCACUCUGAAAGAUGAUAUAUACAUUCGCUACCAGUCUUUCAACAACCAAAGUGAAAUGGAAAAGGAGAUACAGAAGUUGAAUCCCUACAAAAUUGAUAUCGGAGCAGUAUAUUCGCACAGACCCAUCCAGCACAGUACGGUGAAGCUGGGGGCUUUUCAGGCGCAGGAGAAAGAGCUGGUGUUUGACAUCGACAUGACGGACUAUGACGACGUGAGGAGGUGCUGUAGUUCUGCAGAUAUCUGUUCCAAAUGCUGGACCCUCAUGACGAUGGCCGUCCGCAUCCUAGACAGAGCCCUGAAAGAGGACUUUGGAUUUAGACAUUGCCUCUGGGUAUACUCGGGAAGGAGAGGUGUUCACUGUUGGGUCUGUGAUGAAGCCGUCAGGAAACUGUCGUCAGCCGUUCGCUCUGGGAUAGUAGAAUAUCUGAGUCUUGUGAAGGGAGGAGAAGACAUGAAAAAGAAGGUUCAUCUCGGUACAAAGAUUCACCCUUUUGUCAGAAAAUCAAUAGACAUAGUAGAAAAAUAUUUUGAAGAAUAUGCCCUGGCUGGUCAAGAUAUUCUUGAAAACAAAGAGAACUGGGAUAAGAUUUUAACUCUUAUUCCUGAAUCCCUUCAUGCUGAUCUUCAGCUAGGAUUCCAAAAGUGUCACAAUUCAGUCCAGCGCUGGGAAUAUUUGAAGAAAAUAGUGAGCAAAAAUCGGAAUCCUGUCAGAAAUGAGAAAUUUGGAGCCUUCGUAGAGUAUGAGAUCAUGCUGCAAUACUGUUUUCCUCGCCUGGAUAUUAAUGUUAGCAAAGGAAUCAAUCAUUUACUGAAGAGUCCAUUCAGUGUUCAUCCUAAAACAGGUCGUAUUUCUGUUCCUAUUGAUUUGCAGAAAGUGGAUCAGUUUGACCCUUUUGCUGUUCCUACCAUAAGCCAGAUCUGCCACGAAUUAGAUACGGCGUCCACUAACGAAGAGGAAGGGAACAAGGAGAACGAAGCCGAGGCCGAAGUCAAGCGUCGCACAAGAGAUUAUAAGAAGACCAGUCUAGCUCCCUAUGUGAGAAGUUUUGAACAAUUUUUGGAAGAACUGGAUAAGUCCAGAAAAGGAGAACUUCUGAGGAAGAGUGAUACACAGAGAGAUUUCUGAAGACAACGGCUCCCUCUAUACCCACGUGGAUUCCUCUGACCUCCAACAUCCAACCGUGUAAUAAUAUACUGGACCAUACACAAUGCCAUUUAAGAAAAAAGAAAAUCUGCAAACAAGGCAUAGCAGAAAGAGAAUUUGGGAUAGAGUAGGAAUCUGGCUUUCAAAGAUUCCAGAUCAUUAGCUUUCCAUGUGGGCCCCUUUAAUAAUAUUUUUUGGUAACAAAAAAGUUUAUUGCCCAGCUGCCUUUAAUAAUAAAACAAAGGUUUCCAAAGGUCUUAAUUUCAAUUCACUGGAAACAGCCAGAAGAUUUUCCUGGUAGAGGAAGGGUUUUUCCUUAAGUCUCAGCUAGUUAAAUUUAUUGUCCUCAUGAUUGUUCUGAGUCACGACAGAACUUUAAUGGGUUUCUGUUGACCAGUCCCUGUGCCUAGUCUUCACAAUUAAUUCUUUUUAAC